AUGGCUCCUAAUCCACCCAAACCAGAAGAGUUGCCUGAAGAAUUUAGAGAUGUUGUAAUAGAGUACUCCAAGAAUAUAAUGGCACUGGGAACUGCAACUUUAGAGCUACUGUCAGAGGCUCUUGGUUUGGAUCCAUCAUACCUCAAGGAAUUAGAUUGUGUUGAAUAUUUCGGGAAAUCUAGCAACAUGGAGUGUCCCGGUAGAUUGGGUCAUUACUAUCCUCCAUGCCCUGAACCAAAAUUGACCAUGGGCACUUCUAAGCAUACUGACCGCAACUUCAUGACAUUACUCCUCCAAGACCAACUCGGGGGACUUCAAAUUCUUCAUGAGAAUCAGUGGCUUAAUGUUCCUCCUAUGCAUGGAGCUCUUGUCAACAUAGGUGAUCUUCUACAUCUUAUAACAAAUGACAACUUUGUGAAUGUUUUCCACCGUGUCUUGUCAAAUCAUAAAGCGCCAAGAAUUUCAAUUGCAUGUUUCUUUGUAAAUUCCAAGGACCCAUGCGAGGCCUCGUCAAAGAUAUACGGUCCUAUUAAAGAACUGUCAGAAGAGAAUUCACCAAUCUACCGGGACACAAGCAUAGCAGAAUUCACGGCACACCAUUACAAGAAGGGGCUCGAUGGAAAUUCUGUUUUGGAGCGUUUUAAGUUUUGAAAUAAUCAGAUUCGAUAGAAUCUGCAUUCUGGAUUUUUAUGGAGAUGGGAGUAAUAGUGUGUUAUCAUAAGUGUGCAUUUUAGACUUUGUAUGUUAAAGUUAUCUAUCAAUAAGGACAUGGAAUGUAAUAGUGUUAUCAUAGUUUGUUAUCAUAAGU
Molecule: messenger RNA, 808 nt
Organism: Vicia villosa (hairy vetch)
Lineage: Eukaryota; Viridiplantae; Streptophyta; Magnoliopsida; Fabales; Fabaceae
Product: 1-aminocyclopropane-1-carboxylate oxidase homolog 11-like
Exons: 4
Coding region: 1-651 (216 amino acids)
Source: RefSeq, a predicted model, not a curated record